CGUGAUCGGCGUCGAGAUUGGCGGCCCGUAGUAUCCUCCCGAACUCGCACGCAGCCCGACGUUCUUCCCUCCGAGAAGUUAUUCUCGUCAACUGCAAUCUGUGCACUCGUCCGCUCGAACCGGUUUUCGCGUUGUUUAUUUUCUUUUUCCUUUUCGAGUCUCUCCGUCCUUGCUUUCGUUCCUCGGUUCGUUUUCGGGUCUUGCCGUUCGGGGGUCUCGAUGUCUCGCCCGGGGAGACUCGGUUUUUGAUGGUGGGGCUCCCUGACUCAGAUCCGGUUUGAUUUAUCGUCUCAGCGAUGGUGUCAAUUGUGAGCGGGAGCUGGAAGGUGCUGGGUCACAUCGAGCGGGCCCGGUUCCCGUCGCUGGGCACCGAGUCGACGACGAGCAGCAACGCCUGCUCGGAGCCGCUCCAGAAGGAGCACCACCGGGUCGUCAUGAUGGGCGGCGCCCGCGUCGGCAAGUCCUCCAUCAUAUCCCAGUUCCUCUACGACAAGUUCCUCUCCAGAUACCGCGAGACCGUCGAGGAGCUCCACAGAGGCGAGUACGAGUUACCGGACGGGGCCUCGCUGACCCUGGACAUCCUGGACACCUCGGGGGCGUACCAGUUCCCGGCCAUGCGGGACCUCUCCAUCUCCACGGCCGACGCCUUCAUCCUCGUCUACUCGGUCGACAGCAAGGAGUCCUGGGACCAGGUCCGCGACCUCCGCCAACUGAUCGUGACGAAGCGUGGGACUCGAGUGCCGAUAGUGGUGGUAGGGAAUAAAGCGGAGCUUCACUACCGAGCAGUGCCUAAAGAGUUGGCCGAGACGACUGCCGAGUACGACUGGGACUGCGGCUACGUCGAGUGCUCGGCCAAAGAGAACCAGAACAUCGUCCAAGUCUUCAAGGAACUCCUCGCUCAAGCUAAGAUUCAAUAUAAUUUAAGCCCGGCCGUGAGAAGGCGGAGACAGUCGUUGCCCAACUACGUCGGGACCGGGGGCUCGAAAUCCGCCAAGAGUCGCUACAUGCUCAAACGCAACUCCUGCACCGUCGCGUAAGCUCCGCACCCGCCGUGUUCCCGUCUCCCAGUUCCGGCCCGGUCGACGAAGAGAAGCACCAUCAGUUUCACAAUCAGAGAGGCAGAAAUUAAGGGUAUACGAGCUCGUAGUCCGUAGUCCUUGUGAUUUUUUCUCCUUCUUUCCGACAGGAACAUAAAUUCACAGCUGAAGAAACGUGGCCAACAAUUUUGGAAGAAACCGAGUAAUUGACACUCUCGAUAUAUUGCGGAAUGUUAUACUGUAUGCAUAUGUACGUCUUGGAAACCCAUUCCAAUGUCUAACACCUGGUUCUAGAUAUAGGGUUUUUAAAUUUGCAUAAUACCCCACAAGCAAGGGAACGGUCUAUUGAUGCCCCCCCCCACCCCCCUCCUCCGAUUUCUCGAAUAGGCGAAAUAGUUAGGGGUCUUUGGUCCUUGACUUCAGCGAAAACCAAUGAAAAUCUUCCAGUUUCUUAGUAAAAUUCCGAAAACGUACUCCCAAAAGCGCAAAUGAAGAUUUGAGCUUUUGAAGUGGUGCUCAAUCCCCCCUGAGACAUGCGAUUCGACCUGCCCCUGAGACGUGCGAUUCGACCUGCGUCACCAAAAACCCAAAACGCCCUCUUUUUCGUGCGUAUGCAACACGGACAGCAACUCAGCCCGAAUAGUUGCAUUCAGGUGUUAAAAUUAUAUUAUUGGAGUGUUCGUCGCAUGUGCCACGAACGGAGAGCGCUUUGCUUGUUUCUUUUACGCCUUAACUCAAUUUCAGGAUUGCUUAUUGUGCUGACGAAAUAGAAUAUCACUGAUUUAUGACACUGUAAAUUUCCGAGAAUUUUCCAGAUCGUUCAAUGCAUUACGUUUCUGGGCGGCAAAAAAUUAGAUGUCAGAGAAUGAUUUGUAGAGACUCCUUUAACCCACUUCAAUGCAUCGUCGGGGUUGAUAAAAAUCAUGUCUAUAUUUUUUCGAAAGUUUUUUUUUUUAAGUAUUGGCACUUCCAAGGUGAGUUCCGAGACUCGUCCCUUGCGCUCUUGGGGUAUGCAUUUCUCCCUUUGAAGUUUCGCUUUUGGGUUCCGUCGAAUUUCCUGGCUCUCCAUAUCAGCUCAAUCUGCCCAUUUAACUUAGCAUUAUAUGGAAGUCGCCCUCCUACUUGCAAAUGUAUACUUCUCGUUUGAUUGAAUAGUAGUCAAUGAGGGAAUGAAAUAAACAUGUGACAUACCUCAUGUACGUGUAACAAGUUCGUGGCGCACCUGUUUUCAGUUUUUAUUCUCAACCUUUGUUAGAAGUUGCAAACCUGCUACAGAUGAAGUAAAUCCCAAAAUUAUCGCCUCCAAAUAAACUUUAAGGCAUGUUGCUUUAUUUGAAAAUCUUACUUCGAAGUUUAUCGGAAGUCGAGGUGUUGACAUUUCAUUCCCUCUGCAUUACCAAUUCGCCCAUAGUGAAUUUACAAGUAAAAUGUAUAUUAUUUUCAAGAAACCUCGCAUAUUUGUGAAUGUCUGUGCAAUUAAAUAGGCCAAAACAUACCAAAAAUAAUGUAUAAACGUUUGUAUUAUUUUGUCAAUAACCAAAUAGAAUUGCUUAGUGUCUAGACACCAUUAAAGCUGAAAUUGUAA
Bemisia tabaci is the source of this 2622-nucleotide messenger RNA. Its product is annotated as GTP-binding protein Rhes. Gene Ontology annotation, molecular function: GTP binding; GTPase activity. The record is from RefSeq and is a predicted model, not a curated record. NCBI's taxonomy places the organism in Eukaryota, Metazoa, Arthropoda, Insecta, Hemiptera, Aleyrodidae.